UUUUCACUUUUCCCAAGUAAUGCGUAUGAAGCGUAUCACCUCGUGAUACGAGUCAUCUCAACCCGUUCAGUUGUAGCUUGACGUUCAUGGGAGUAAGGUGGCUGUCUCUCCGCACGUGUGUGUUGUAUUUGUGAAGCUGUUCGUGGUAACUCAAAGUGGUAACAUCAAAAACUGCCAAAAGAAUGGCAAAUACCAAAGGGCUUUCUGAGCCCCCGUCAAAAAAAUCAAAUGUGACCAAAGCUAAAGUUUCCAAAGCAACUCCUGCCAAACAACCAGUAGCCAAUAGAGCUUCUGCAGCAAAAACUGGAUCUGUUCAAAAAUCACCCCUGUUGACUUACAAAAAAUUGGAACCCAAACGCACUGAAGUCGAUCUCAAUUUUGAUUUGGAUACUUUUUUGAAAUCAUCUACCGUUGAAAAAGAACAAGUUGAAGAUGUACCAGAUGAAUUACCUACUACAAUAUCCGAUUUGUUGGAUGAAUUUCCAGAACUAGACAUAUUGCAUGCCGAAUGUUCUGUUUCGCCCAAUAAUGAUGAUCUGAUAAAACCACCAAGUCCUGAACCACGACCAAUUACUAACAUUCUUCCUCAGCCAAAUUCUAACAUUCAUUUACAACCAAGUCUUAAUGUUCUUCCACAAUCAAGUCCUAAAAUUUGUCCACAACAAAGUCCUUUGAUUAAUCUACGAGCAAGUCCUGAAAUUGAUCUACAAUCAAUUCCUAUAAUUCUUCCGAAACCAACUUUUACAAUAUCUCCAAAGUACAUGUGGUCAUCUUCAGAAAUUAAGCAAAAUGGUAAUUCUCAAAAAAGGCACUUGGAUGAAGAUUCCAAUAAUGAAAAUAAAAGUCCAUCAAAUGAAAGCUGCAAUGAAGAUUAUGCCACACCUCGAAAAGUUUUAAAACGUUUAUCAGUUAAGGAUAUUCAUGAAAAUAAUGUUCUUAGAAAUGUUCAGCUAGCUCAAGCAAGUCCUUCUCAUAUAAAGCAAGUGAGCCAAAAUACUUGUGGAUCAAGUUCAAAAUCAUCUGAGCUGAAUGAAUCCAGUCCUAUUGAUAAUGAUAGUGAUGAAGAAGAUCUCUCUGAAGACACUGAUGACGAAGAAUUAGAUGAUACAUACAAUGUAGAUUUCGAUGAAAGCAUCUUUGCAAAUCCUGAUGACAACAUAAACUUUGACAUUAACACUAUUCUAGAUAAGCCUCGUGCUAACUUUUCUCUGCAAGGUCUUGGAGAAAAACGCAUGGCUGACUAUUUUCAUCAACGAUCAGUGACUAGUGAUUGCAUUAAAUCUCUGCAUGUGCAGCUUCAAUCACGACCUACAAAUUCUGUAGAUAAAAAUCCUACUGGUUUGAAAGUUCGUCUUAUGCCUCAUCAAAAAAGAGCUUUAAAAUGGCUUCUGUGGAGAGAAACUCAAAAACCAAGCGGUGGUAUUCUCGCUGAUGACAUGGGUUUGGGAAAAACAAUAGAAAUGAUAUCAUUGAUAUUGUCUUCUAAAAAUGAAAAAAAGAAAAAUGCUAUUGAUACAAAUGAUGAUGAUGACAGCGAUGGUGAAGAUUGGGGACUUCCUACAACAAUUAAAGAAAGAUAUGAUGGAGGUACAUUGGUUGUUUGUCCAGCAUCAGUGGUAAAACAAUGGGAUAAUGAAGUAUCUAAAUGUUGUAAAAGUAAUUUUAUGAAUUCUUUUGUAUUCCAUGGAGUUAAUAAACAGCGAAGCUCUAAAAGUUUAAGCAAAUUCGAUGUUGUUGUUACAACAUACCAUGCAGUUGCUGCAGAAUAUGUUAAUCACGUACAAGCAGGAAAAACUAUAGACUCUCGAUUAUUUAAGAUUAACUGGGAAAGGGUGAUUUUGGAUGAAGCUCAUUACAUUCGAAAUUGUAAAACUAAGGUGUGUAAGGCAGUUUGUGAGUUGACAUCAAAGCACAAGUGGGUACUUACUGGUACUCCCAUUCAAAACAAAGCUGAUGACUUUUAUGCUUUAUUGAAAUUUUUACAAUGUAAACCAUUUGAUGAUUGGGUUACUUGGAAAAGUUGGGUUUCCAAUGAAAGUGAAAAUGGCAAUAAAAGACUAGCUGUUCUUACAAAAGCUCUUAUGCUGAGGAGAACAAAAGAGGAAUUGAUAAUGAAAAAUGCUGUACCAGAGCUACCCGAAAAACAAUCAGAGAUCAUAGAAGUAAAAUUAGAUAUACAAGAAAAAGCUCUAUAUCAUAAGCUUUUAUUAUUUUCGCAACAGUUUCUCAAUGAAUUUUUAAAUAAGAAAAAAGGAGAUGCUUAUGGUUGCUAUAACAGGAAUCCUAGUCUUUUUGAACAACAGAUACCAAAGAAAUUGGGAAAACUUAUGAAACUUCUUAUGUCUCACUCGUAUAGAGUGGAUCAUACUGAACUUUUGGUUCUUGUGUUGAGAUUAAGACAAGUAUGCUGUCAUCCAUCAUUAGCAAAAAUGAUGAUUGAACCAGAUGAAUUAGACGAUGAUGAAAGAGGAGCCAAUGAAUCUAUGUUAUCUAAUUUGCAUGAUGUUUUGGAUGAAAGUGAUUCUGGAGACGAAGACGAUAGUGAAGAUAUUGACGAACGCAUGGUUAGAAAAGUAUUGUCGCGCUCAAAUCCAGUUUUUGCUGAAAUGAGAUUAAGUUCAAAAGUUAAAGCUAUACUAUCUAAAGUUCAAGAAGUCCUUAACAAUGGAGAAAAAGUAGUAAUUGUUUCACAAUGGACAGGUUUCUUGAACUUAAUUGGUCAGUUUUUGGAAAAAACAGUGCCUCAAGCUAAAUUUGCCAAAUUUUUUGGAUCAACCGAUGUGAGAGAACGUCAGAAUAUUGUUGAUAGAAUCAAUGACUCUAAUGAUGAUCUCAAUACAUUGCUAUUAUCGCUAACCGCUGGUGGAUGUGGAAUAAAUUUAGUUGGUGCGAACAAUUUGAUUUUGGUAGAUUUACAUUGGAAUCCUCAGUGGGAAACCCAAGCACAAGAUCGUAUUUACAGAUUUGGACAGGCAAACAAUGUAAAAAUAUACAAAUUUAUUUGUAAAGAUACCAUUGAAGAAAAGAUAAAGGAACUUCAAGACUCUAAACUUCUAGUAGCAACGAACGUGUUGUCGAAAAAUAAAUGUCACAAAUUAACGAUAGAAGAUCUGAAAAAGUUGUUCUCUAUGGAUAAACCAGUGGUAAAGAAUAAAAAUCCUCCGAGUGCUAAGAAAGCUAAGAAAGCUAAGAAUUCUACUGCAGUCCCUUCAUCUUCGAUUCCGGAAGAGAACGAGGAAGAGAACGAAGAAGAGGUAGAAAACGGAGAAAAUGAAGAAGGCGAAGAAAAUGUAGAUGAAAAUGCCGAUCCUGAUCUAGUGGCAUUAUAAGAAGUCAUUGUUCCAUGUAAAAUUUCUAAUAAUUUUUUUUCGAUUUCUGAAAUUACUUCAGAGCCGAUUUUUUUUCAUCGUUUGCCUUUGAUUAUACUUAUAGUCUAUUGUACUUUUUGAUUUAAAAGUAAUUAUUGUUUUAAGUUUUCGAUUUGACUCUUAGAAAUUAAGUGCAUGUUAAUCGAAUUGUUUGCAUCGUUUAUCAUUGCGUAUAGUUAACGUUGUCUAUUGUACUUUUUGAUUUAAAAGUAGAAAUAUUUAAAAUUUUCUAAAUCGACUCGUAGCAAUUAAGUGCGUGUUUAUCGAAUUAUUUGCAUUGUUUGUCACUGCGUAUAGUCAGUGUUGUUCUUUAUACUUUAAUUUAAAAGUAGUUGUGUUAUGUUUACAAAAUUUAAGCUCGUCUUGUCGUCACUUAAGUGCGUUAGUAUUAAUACAUUAUAAAAAACGUUGUUCUUGUAUUUAAAUGUUGAUGGUAUUUGAACAUAGUAAUAAACAGCGAUCUCAUCGUUUCACGUCAAAA
This is a messenger RNA of Trichogramma pretiosum, 3849 nucleotides long. Its product is annotated as transcription termination factor 2-like. NCBI's taxonomy places the organism in Eukaryota, Metazoa, Arthropoda, Insecta, Hymenoptera, Trichogrammatidae. The coding region runs from base 183 to 3329 and encodes 1048 amino acids. Gene Ontology annotation, molecular function: ATP binding; ATP-dependent chromatin remodeler activity. The transcript has 11 exons. The record is from RefSeq and is a predicted model, not a curated record.